GCGCCCAUAUUUCAUCUCCACAAAGAAGACCGAUACCGUCCCACUUCCUUGCUCUCUUUCUUGGACCACACACGACCGAGAUUCGAGUUCGGCAAUACCGCCCUCCCACCGCCUGGUCCGCCGUUAGCGUACCUGGACAAUUUGAACUCGCCCAGUGGCGGAGAGAACGUCUAUCUUACCAGCCACGACGAUGUCACUAACAACCCUCAAUGGCUAGAGGGCGCCAGGAUCAAUUCCUGUGGUGGGACUGAUAGCGUACGAACGGGAGUUAUCCUUGUCAUGCACAAAGGAGAAGGCGUGGUCGACGUGUUCUACUUCAUCUUUUGGGCGUUCAAUUACGGUGGGGUGGUGUUGGGGAAAGAACUAGGUGAUCAUGUUGGCGACUGGGAACAUGUCAUGAUACGUUUCAAAGGCGGUGAUCCCAAGACGGUAUGGCUCUCUCAGCACGGCAACGGUGAAGCAUAUACCUACAAAGCACUUGAGAAAUAUAAGUCUGGAAAGCGGCCAGUGCUAUACAUCGCCAACGGCUCGCACGCGAUUUACGCCCGUCCAGGCGCAAUCGACCACACCAUACCUAAUUUCAACACCGAAAUCCCUUUCCUCCUCGUUGACUAUUGCAACGAUGGUCCGCUCUUUGACCCCCUCCUUACAUCAUAUGCCUACUCUUGCGAUCUCGCUUCCGUCCAGGGGAAAGAGACCGAAUCUAUGAGCCCAUUUGAGCCUCUGACUUCAUACACACCAGCUCCAGGCUGGUUACGCUUCAAAGGUCACUGGGGCGAUCAAGCAUAUCCGGACGAUGACCCAAGGCAAAAAGGGAACGGCCUCCUUGGCUUCCACAAGUUUGGUGAUGGACCGACGGGGCCCGCAUUCAAGGCCUUGAACAGGAAGAGAACAUGGCCAGAAAACUCUCAUGCAGCUGGACAAAUAAUUAGAACAAGCUUGGAUGGAAGUACAAGGUUGAGGGAUACGCUGAAGACAUGGGGGUGGAACCGUUUUGGUAGAAACAAGAAGGCAAUGAAGGUGAUGGGCAAGCCGAAGAGGGUGGACGUUUACGGGAAAACUGUGGAGGACGAGAAGGUUAUGGGGAAGAAGGGGAACCUCUUGGUAAACGAGAAAGCUGUAGACAAGGCGUAG
Macroventuria anomochaeta is the source of this 1134-nucleotide messenger RNA. RefSeq lists its product as uncharacterized. The annotation marks the transcript as partial. Lineage: Eukaryota; Fungi; Ascomycota; Dothideomycetes; Pleosporales; Didymellaceae. The record is from RefSeq and is a predicted model, not a curated record. The transcript has 3 exons.